This is a messenger RNA of Syngnathus acus (greater pipefish), 2473 nucleotides long. RefSeq names its product APH1B gamma secretase subunit (gene aph1b). Gene Ontology annotation, biological process: Notch signaling pathway; positive regulation of catalytic activity; Notch receptor processing. Bases 175 to 951 code for a protein of 258 amino acids. Gene Ontology annotation, molecular function: protein-macromolecule adaptor activity. The transcript is spliced from 6 exons. Lineage: Eukaryota; Metazoa; Chordata; Actinopteri; Syngnathiformes; Syngnathidae. The record is from RefSeq and is a predicted model, not a curated record. Gene Ontology annotation, cellular component: gamma-secretase complex; endoplasmic reticulum; membrane.
UGACACAGGCCUUAUGACCGGAAGUAUGACGUUUUUACAUCGGCUGAAGUGCAUUGUGUACUGACUGCCGUAAAACAACCGAAGAUAUUGCAAAUAAAGAACCAACUGUUGGUCCACAUCUUGCUCGACGACGGACAAACGCAACAAUACCUAUCUAACCAAGAAACAUCAAACAUGACAGCGGCAGUGUUUUUUGGUUGUACCUUCAUUGCAUUCGGCCCUGCCGUUUCACUGUUCCUGUUUACAAUCGCCCAGGAGCCUCUGAGGGUCAUCUUUCUCAUAGCAGGGGCGUUUUUCUGGCUUGUGUCUCUCCUGCUGUCCUCUCUGGUUUGGUUCAUCUCCGUUCAAAUAAGUAAUAAGGAGAGUGCGGUCCAGCAGAAAGGCCUCCUCAUUUUUGGGGUGGUGCUGUCCGUUCUCCUGCAGGAGACCUUCCGCUUCGCUUACUACAAGCUGCUCAAGAAAGCAAAUGAAGGGCUCCUCGCCCUCAGUCAGGAGGAAACGAUGCCCAUCUCCAUACGACAACUGGCUUAUGUGUCUGGCCUUGGUUUUGGAUUCAUGAGUGGCGCGUUUUCUGUGGUGAACAUUCUGGCUGAUUCGGUUGGUCCAGGAACUAUUGGGAUCCAUGGAGACUCGCAGCACUACUUCCUGUCUUCAGCAUUCAUGACGAUGGCCAUUAUCCUCCUCCACAUGUUCUGGGGCGUGGUCUUCUUUGAUUCCUGUGAGAAACAGCAAUGGUGGGCGGUUGCUGCUGUUGUCAUCAGCCACCUGGUCGUUUCCUGUCUGACCUUCCAGAACCCGGAGUAUGUUGCCAGCCUGAUUCCCACCUACAUUAUCUUGUUCCUAAUGGGCACGUGGGCCUUUUACUCUGCCGGCGGGUCCCUCAGGAACCUCAAACUUUGCCUGACCUGCAAAGAUAAAGAUUUCCUGCUUUCCAACCACCGGGCCAGAUAACGCACCACUCCAGGGAGCUUGCAAGAGUCUCCAUCCAAAAUCCCACACUCACAUGCACGCUGAACACCAUAAGAGAGCGGUGGUUCUCUGUUAAUCUGAAUUUUGAAUUUGAACCUAAGGGUACUUUUUAGUUUAAAAAAGAAGUUUACAUGGAGCCAUGCAUUUCGAUUAGAAUUCAAAUGAUCACAAAUGCUCCACAUGAACGACUCAACCGGAAUAAAAAGGCAGAAUUCAUGUGACAUUUAUAUCAAUCUCCACAUGUUACACGGCUGUAACACAUCUUGAUUUAAUUAACAUAGUGGACAAUGUAAAGGACAGAUUGGAAUAGAUCACCUCAUAUGUAAAACGGUUGGCCAGAGAUCCGAAGUCAGAAUCAUUUCAGUUGGAAUUACAAAAAAAUGUGUAAACCUGACUCAUGACUUACUAUUUGCAGAGGGAAAAUAAUGGUAACACUUUAUAAUAAUGUCCACUUGUAAAGUACACUUCAUAAACAAUGAACUAAUGAUGAACAUAACAUUUACAAAUGUUUGUAAAUGAGUAAGAUAUUGUCUGUUAAUAAUAUAUAAGUUGUUAAUAAUUAGUAAACCAAUCAACAAUCAAUCUUACUCAUUUACAAACAUUUGUAAAUGUUACAUUCAUCAUUAAUUAAUUGUUUAUGAAGUUUUAUCAAUGCUUCACAAGUAUACUUUACAAAUAUUUUACAAAUGAUUCAUGAUUAGUGCUGUUAAUACUUUAUAAGCUGACAUUAUUAUAAAGUGUUACCAAAAUAAUAUUUUAAGAAAAUAUACUCUUUUACUGAAUAGAGCCCAUACUUUUAAUUUGUUGAAAUGUUACAGGAAGUCUCUGUUGAUUUUCAUAAGCUUCGCUCCAAGAUUACAAGCAUGUAGUCAUAUUGUCAUAAGUUUGAACACUCAGGAAGGUUUUCGUUUUAGUAAUGGGUCAUGUUUUUCAAAGGAUUAUGAUUAAUUAAAAACAUAAUAUGUAAUCGACAUCAUUACCCUGAGUAAAUGUUUGACAACAUACGUAAAGCAAUGGACUUUAUGAGAUGAAUGUUGUAUAUUUCUGGGUCGUUCAAACUGAUUUGAUGUCAUGUUCAAUUGACAUGAUUUAUUCAACAGCUCGCUUCAAACACUUUGAGAUCAGUAAGAACAAAGUUUGAUGCGAAAGCUUUGUAAAUUUCUGAAUGUUGUGUUUCUUUGUUGCCUUUAUUAUAAGUUGCAUUUGUUGAUAAGCACUGCAUUGUCUUAUAUUUUAGUAAUUUAGGGUGAGUAUAAUUAUGCCGGAAUCUUUUGUUUUUUUUCAUCGCUAUGCAAGUUCUGCUUAAUCUUUCUGGACCAGAUGUUUAGAUAUGUGUGCCAAUCUUUGUUUUGUUAAGAAAGGAAAACAAAGCAAAAUUCACAUACAAGUCUGAAUGGUUCACAACGGUAAUUGUAUUAGAACCGGUAAGAUGCAGGAGAGAAGUGUCAUUUGUUUGCACUGGAAUUGUCUCAAAUAAAUUUGUUGUAUUCCAUUUUGAAAUGUU